CAGAAAACAACCAAAAUGCGUUACAUCAUCGUCUUUUUGGCCGCUAUUGCCUGUGCCGCUGCCAUGUCUACCAGCAGCCACCACUCGUCAAGCUCAAACAACAACGGUGCCUGGGUUGAUGGAGUCCCAGUAGGUGGAAGCAACUGGAACAGAAACUGGAACGGAAACCGUAACAGCAACUGGAACGGUAACACCCCCAACAGCAACUGGAACGGAAACCAUAACGACAACUGGAACGGUAACACCAACGGAUGGAACGGUAACACCAACGGAUGGAACGGUCGCUCCAACGGAAACUGGAACUCCAACCGCGACGCCAACUCCAACUGGAACUCCCAUGCUUAAGAACUUUCUUAAAUAACUUGAAAUCACAUUUCGAUGAUUCAAAUGCUUUUUGAUUAUUUUACCAAAUUCUAAAUUAUGAUCAUCUUCAAUUAAUUUUUGGAUUCGUACUUUUCGGUGUUUUAAUAAAGAAUAUUUCAUU
This is a messenger RNA of Cotesia glomerata, 484 nucleotides long. Its product is annotated as insoluble matrix shell protein 4-like. The coding region runs from base 16 to 345 and encodes 109 amino acids. The record is from RefSeq and is a predicted model, not a curated record. Lineage: Eukaryota; Metazoa; Arthropoda; Insecta; Hymenoptera; Braconidae. The transcript is spliced from 2 exons.